Molecule: messenger RNA, 957 nt
Organism: Aspergillus pseudotamarii
Lineage: Eukaryota; Fungi; Ascomycota; Eurotiomycetes; Eurotiales; Aspergillaceae
Product: mitochondrial carrier domain-containing protein
Exons: 3
Coding region: 1-957 (318 amino acids)
Biological process (GO): mitochondrial citrate transmembrane transport
Source: RefSeq, a predicted model, not a curated record
AUGACGACCAACCCUGUGGCUGAGCUGCGCUCUACGGCGCCUGUACCAAAGGGACAACCGCAAAUAGCCAAGAAGAACGUCAUUUCCCCAGGUAUCUCGCUAACUGCUGGUGCCGUAGCGGGUGCAGUGGAAGCAACCGUCACUUACCCCUUUGAGUUUGCUAAAACACGAGUUCAAUUAAGCCAAAAGGCCGCCAGCGGUAUUUCCACUCCGGCAUCUAGGCAUCCUCUGGCAGUGAUAUUGGGAACGGCGCGCCAAGAUGGUGUUCGAGCCAUCUACACCGGUUGCUCAACCCUUAUUCUCGGGACUGCCUUCAAGGCCGGCGUGCGCUUCUUGUCAUUUGACACUAUCAAAAACCUCUUGGCGGACGCGGACGGAACACUGUCCCCAGCACGAGGCAUACUAGCUGGCAUGGUCGCGGGUACAGUGGAGAGUGUGGUCGCAGUGACUCCCACAGAGAGGAUCAAAACUGCCCUUAUUGAUGACGCACGAUCAUCAACCACACGUCGUUACAAGGGCGGAUUUCACGCCCUCCGCACUAUCGUAGCGGAGUCUGGCGUCAGCGAGGUCUACCGCGGCUUACUCUCCACGACAAUGAAGCAAUCAGCUACGUCUGCCGUACGCAUGGGCUCGUACAACGUCAUAAAGGAGAUCGUCUCAUCGCGCACCAGCAUUAAAGACACCAAGAACCCCGCACUGACAUUUGGAAUGGGAGCCACGGCCGGGGUGAUAACAGUGUACAUGACCCAGCCCUUCGACACGAUCAAGACACGUGCUCAAGGGGCCAAGGGCGCAUCAACUAUGGAAGCGCUGCGAGAUGUACUGAAAGAUGGUGGUGUACGAGCCCUCUGGAGUGGAAGCUCUAUGCGACUAGGCAGGCUGAUUCUCAGCGGUGGGAUAGUCUUCACGGUCUAUGAAAAUGUUGCCGCGCUUCUGAUGGGUUCAAGGACAGGGUGA